Molecule: messenger RNA, 735 nt
Organism: Lithohypha guttulata
Lineage: Eukaryota; Fungi; Ascomycota; Eurotiomycetes; Chaetothyriales; Trichomeriaceae
Exons: 3
Coding region: 1-735 (244 amino acids)
Source: RefSeq, a predicted model, not a curated record
AUGGCUAAUCGAGCACAAAAUCGUCCUGCCAUCCCGUCCAGGCAGUGGGACAUAGGGCAGCGGCAGCCACUCCGAAUUGAGAAGACGAAGGACGCCAGAAAAGGUACUCCAGAAACCAGAAGCAGGUUCGAUGUCUUCCAAGGACAACUAGACAACUACAAGACCCAGCUUGUUGCCCACCUAAACAGCGAUCUCGCAGAUGCGGACGGCGAAGUCAGCGAGGCUGUGAUGAAACUAGCUCAUCACGUUGAUCAACAAUGCCUUGUUAUGCAAGACUCGAGCAACAGCAUGAUGCAGGACCUCAGCAACGAGACACUCGAGGUUGAUCAGGAAGGUACAAAAGAGAACGUGAUUCUUGGUCAACAUAUGGAAGGUUUCAGGGAGGUAUCCGAAACGAACAAGACACGACUGGCAGAGCUUUGGCAGCAGUAUGAGACUGUGCAGAAACAAAUUGUGGAGCUUGUUGUCGUAAUGCUAAACGACAAAGAAAUACUUGUGACUUGUCCCAAUGACCACGAUCACCAACACAACGAUGGCCACGAGGAGGGUUGUCCCGGUAUCGAUAAGGCAGCCGCCAGGAAGCGACGAGAAGUCUUCCAGCGUGGCUACAAGCACGCGCUGGAAGAGCUCAGUGGUUUCGAAACGGAGAUCGAGGGUACAGCGGUUGAGGACUACCAGUACAAGAUGAAGGAGCAACUUCGCAAAUUGCUUACUGAAAUGCAACAAAGCCUUUAA